ACAGGGAGCCACCAGCCGUAACGUGGGGCCCCGAGACAGCUUUCCUGUGUGGUUUCAGCUGCCCCGAGAGCAACAUGGACCUAGGGAAACCCAAGAAAAGUGUGCUGGUGACAGCUCUCCUUGUCGUUUUCCAGGUAUGCCUGUGCCAAGACGAGGCCACAGACGAUUACGUGGGAGAAAACACGACAGUGGACUACACGGGAUUCGAGACCGUGUGCUUCAAGAAGGACGUGCGGACUUUCAAGGCCUUGUUCCUCCCAAUCAUGUAUGCGGCCAUUUGCUUGGUGGGCCUGCUGGGCAAUGCACUGGUCGUGUUGACCUACGUCUAUUUCAAGAGGCUCAAGACCAUGACAGACACCUACCUGCUCAACCUGGCCGUGGCAGACAUCCUCUUCCUCCUAACCCUGCCCUUCUGGGCAUACAGUGCAGCCAAGUCCUGGGACUUCGGCGUCCACUUUUGCAAGUUCAUCUUCGGCAUGUACAAGAUAAGCUUCUUCAGUGGCAUGCUCCUACUUCUUUGCAUCAGUAUCGACCGCUACGUCGCUAUCGUGCAGGCUGUCUCUGCCCACCGCCACCGUGCCCGUGUCCUCCUCAUCAGCAAGCUCUCCUGCCUGGGCAUCUGGAUGCUGGCCGUGGUGCUCUCCAUCCCAGAGCUGCUGUACAGCGGCAUCCAAAGGAGCAGCAGCGAGCAAGCGUUGCGAUGCUCUCUCAUUACCGAGCAUGUGGAGGCCCUGAUCACCAUCCAGGUGGCCCAGAUGGUCGUGGGCUUCCUGAUCCCACUCAUGGCCAUGAGCUUCUGCUACCUGGUCAUCAUCCGCACCCUGCUCCAGGCACGCAACUUUGAGCGUAACAAAGCCAUCAAGGUGAUCAUCGCCGUGGUCGUGGUCUUCAUAGUCUUCCAGCUGCCCUACAACGGGGUGGUCCUGGCCCAGACCGUGGCCAACUUCAACAUCACCCACAGCAGCUGUGAGCUCAGCAAGCAGCUCAACAUCGCCUAUGAUGUCACCUACAGCCUGGCCUGCGUCCGCUGCUGCGUCAACCCUUUCCUGUACGCCUUCAUCGGCGUCAAGUUCCGCAACGACCUGUUCAAGCUCUUCAAGGACUUGGGCUGCCUCAGCCAGGAGCAGCUCCGGCAGUGGUCCUCCUGCCGGCACACCCGGCGGUCCUCGAUGAGCGUGGAGGCCGAGACCACCACCACCUUCUCUCCAUAGAAGGCUCCUCUACCUGCACGAGAGGGACCUCUCCCAGAGCUGCUGUGGUGAGGGACAGGGAACGGGGUGAUGACUCGGGACCCAAACGCUGCCGAGGGAAAGGCAGUUCUUGCUGUUAAGGUUUAUUUCAGAGCGAACGCCCGUGCCUUAGAAGACGGCUUAACCCCAGCCCUGGCUACCUCCACCAAGGUUGAGAAGAGACGUGGCUGAUAGGCUAACGCCAGAACGAGGAACUCACCAAAGCCAAGGCUGUUGUCCUGCAAACUAAAAAGUGAAAGUCAAGAAACAAGUCACACCUCCUGGAGUGAAGGGGAAGGGGUUGGUGAGAGCUAGGGUGGCCGAGGUGGGCUGGCAAGUUCUCUGAAUGUACUUUCUUCCGACUUAGAGAGAAGCCCUCUCAGUCCAAAAGCUGAGGCCGAGUCUUCCGGAAAACAAGUCUUUGUCCCAAACGAGAGGUGGUGGAGAGAGGGGAAAGGGAACCUCAAGGGUCAAACUAACUUUCUCUGAUCCCCCACUCCAUCUCUCCUUUUCCACUGUCGUCAAAGCCAGCAAGAAAUGGCAGCCCCCAGACCACGCUAGCUGCCUCAGCCCAGCCCAGCCCAGCACCCCCCAGCUGGGGCUCUGGACGGGGUGAGAUGUGGUCAGCGCUUCUCGGGCCUGGCUCUGAUGGCUGGGAAGAGAGGGCAGGGAGAAAGGUUAGGGGAAGGGGGGUGGAGUACUGUGCUGGCUGAGAACGCCAGUGAACUUAUUUUUUUCCUUUGUUAUCGGGGCAGAAAAACUCCCAUCGUGUUCUGCUUUCAAUUCAAUAAGAGAAUUGAAUAAAAGUUUCCCCUUGAGGAAACAACAGCUUUAAAAGAAAGGAAAAAAUCUUUUGUAAAAGGCAAA
Messenger RNA from Choloepus didactylus (southern two-toed sloth), 2096 nucleotides. It is a transcript of the gene CCR7, whose product is annotated as C-C motif chemokine receptor 7. Lineage: Eukaryota; Metazoa; Chordata; Mammalia; Pilosa; Megalonychidae. Gene Ontology annotation, molecular function: chemokine (C-C motif) ligand 19 binding; C-C motif chemokine 19 receptor activity; chemokine (C-C motif) ligand 21 binding. The record is from RefSeq and is a predicted model, not a curated record. Gene Ontology annotation, biological process: immune response; chemotaxis; G protein-coupled receptor signaling pathway. Bases 75 to 1211 code for a protein of 378 amino acids. The transcript has 3 exons. Gene Ontology annotation, cellular component: membrane.